CGCAGGUUGUCCCCGUUUCCCCUCCCCCUUCUCUUCUCCGGUUGACUUUCCAGGUCCCCUGCACUCCACAGUCCCGGUCCCGUCAUGUCCCAGAAACUAGAAGAAGAGAACCCUGCGGAGGAAACCGGCGAGGAGAAGCAGGACACACAAGAGAAAGAAGGUAGUCUCCCUGAGAGAGCUGAGGAGGCAAAGCUAAAGGCCAAAUAUCCAAACCUAGGACAAAAGCCUGGAGGCUCUGACUUCCUCAUGAAGAGACUCCAGAAAGGGCAAAAGUACUUUGACUCAGGAGACUACAACAUGGCCAAAGUCAAGAUGAAGAAUAAGCAGUUGCCAAGUGCAGGACCAGACAAGAACCUGGUGACUGGUGACCACAUCCCUACCCCACAGGAUCUGCCCCAGAGAAAGUUCUCACUCGUCACCAGCAAGCUUGCAGGGUAA
Sciurus carolinensis (gray squirrel) is the source of this 438-nucleotide messenger RNA. RefSeq names its product alpha-endosulfine-like. Gene Ontology annotation, molecular function: protein phosphatase inhibitor activity. NCBI's taxonomy places the organism in Eukaryota, Metazoa, Chordata, Mammalia, Rodentia, Sciuridae. The record is from RefSeq and is a predicted model, not a curated record. Gene Ontology annotation, cellular component: cytoplasm. The transcript has a single exon. The coding region runs from base 85 to 438 and encodes 117 amino acids.